AUGAACACUCCCCCUGAUGGUGGGAAAUUGUGCUCGAGCUCUACAGUGGUUUCCCAGGCAGAGACGCAGUUUGUCAGAGCGCAGCGCAGCGAGCGCACAGAGGAGCGCGCAGCUCCAGACGCACCUGAGUCAGUCCGUCAGUCAGUGCGCCAUCCUCCACCUGCUCCGGGCGUCACGCACUCCUCCGCCACAUCUGCCACGUCGCCUGUGGUGAGGACACACGGACUAACGCGACCUCCUCCGCCCGUGGAGAGAAUGGUUGCUUCGGGAGUCGCGUGUGCACGCCGCGCGUACAACUGUGACCCUCGGAACAAGCGGCGACUUUGAGACGCUUCUCCGCAAACUAUAGACUGCAACUGCUAAUGGAGCCUCAGUAGUUACUGAACCGCCGCCGCGAUGUCCCGGAGCAACAGCGUGGAAAACUUGGAGACACGCUGAAUGUGGGAAGGUGCGCGCGAUCAGGCUGGAGCUGAUGGACACGAGUUCACCAAGUCACGGGAGAUGUGCAGUCUUGCUGAACAGGUGACCAGCUUCAAGUUAUCCUGCCGCCCUGCGAAGUACCCACGACCGUCGCCAUUUAAGGGACACGCUCCCCCAUCAGAGUAGCAGGGAUGUACCAGGAAGUGGCCUUCUUGGCAGGCAGCACUGAGCACCAGUUCACCAGCUUCCGCUUCAACCAUGUCAAGAACCCAAAGGAGGUCACCUCCAAGAAGGGUGUGUUCUACAAGCGAGCCCAGCUCCUGCCACACCCGCAGCCACGCCAACAGGACGGAGACGAGAUCGACCUGGCCGACGGCUCCGCCAUCAUCAACGUGGGCGGAAUCAAAUACCGCAUCCCAUGGUCGACGCUGGAGGAGUUUCCGUUAUCGAGGCUGGGGAAACUGCGCAGCUGCAGCAACGAGGCCGAGAUCAUGGACGUGUGCGACGACUACGACUGCAGCCGCAAUGAGUACUUCUUCGACCGGAGCCCGUCGGCGUUUCGCACCAUCGUCACUUUCUUGGCUGCGGGGAAGCUGCGGCUCCUGAGGGAGAUGUGCGCCAUGUCCUUCCAGGAGGAGCUGCUCUACUGGGGCGUGGAGGAGAACAGCUUGGACUGGUGCUGCCUCAGGAAGCUGCGGCUUAGGCAGGAGGAGUACAAGGAGCAGCAGAGGCUGGAGGAGGAGGAGGCCGAGCUCACCUCGCCGCAAUCCUGCGAGGAGAGCCAGCAGCUGACGGAGACAUCGGCACAGGAGGAGACGCAACCGGGGGGCUGCAUGCGGAGGCUGAGGGACAUGGUAGAGAACCCCCACUCGGGCAUACCAGGGAAGAUCUUCGCCUGUCUGUCCGUGUUAUUUGUAGCCAUCACUGCGGUGACACUGUGUGUCAGCACCAUGCCUGACCUCAGAGCAGAGGAGGAGAGGGGCGAGUGCUCCCAGCGCUGCUUUAACAUCUUCGUGCUGGAGACGGUCUGCGUGGCCUGGUUCUCCCUGGAGUUCAUGCUGCGCUUCAUUCAGACUCAGAGCAAGUGCAUGUUCCUGCGCACGCCGCUGAACGUCAUCGACGUGGUGGCCAUCCUGCCGUACUACAUCACCCUCAUCGUGGACUCCCUGUCAGUGGGAGGCAAACAGGUGGGGUCGGGGAAUAACUACCUGGAGAAGGUGGGCUUAGUCCUGCGAGUCCUGCGAGCUCUGCGGAUCUUUUACGUGAUGAGGUUGGCGCGGCAUUCCCUGGGCUUGCAGACGCUCGGUCUGACAGUGAGGAGGUGCACGCGUGAGUUCGGCCUCUUGCUGUUGUUCUUGUGCGUGGCCAUGGCCCUUUACUCCCCGCUGGUGUUCCUGGCUGAAAGCGAAAUGGGCGCCAAGCAGGAGUUCACCAGCAUCCCUGGAAGCUACUGGUGGGCGGUCAUCUCCAUGACCACGGUGGGCUACGGCGACAUGGUGCCCAGAAGCAUCCCUGGCCAGGUGGUGGCUCUCAGCAGCAUCCUCAGUGGCAUCCUCCUCAUGGCCUUCCCGGUCACGUCCAUCUUUCACACCUUCUCCCGCUCCUACGUGGAGCUGAAGGAGGAGCAGAGCCGCGCGUCGAGGCAGAAGCCAGACUCUCAGGACAGCACCAAGUCGCAGAACAGCGAGGACUCUCAGGAAACGGACAGCUACCACGGCAUCACGGAGGCCACCGCCUCCUCUGUGCAGCAGAGAAAGUCCUUGGCUGUGAAGAGGGCGGAGAUCAGAGCAUCCAUGCAAACUUAGCUUGCUCUAACUUUCUGCCUCUUUAACUUCAAGUGGCAGCCUGAAGGAUGUGACAGCCAUCUCUGUGAGUUCAAAGAGGAACCAGGAGUUUUUCCUCCUCUGGAGCUGGAGGCGUCGACUUUAAUCAGCUUAUCUGAGUUUCCUGAAUUUUACAAAGGAGGUGUUUUAGACGAUAGCAUUGACUUUCGAAUAUGGACGACAUUAGAAUAAUCCUGAUUAUACAACAAGACAAAGUGAUAAAAAAAAAAAACAUUCCAAGUUCUCAUCACAUUCAGACAUUAGUUCUGUUGUGUUUCUCAUGUAGCUGCAUACGAAAACAUUGUUUUAAAUAAAGAUGUCAGACAUGCAGUGUACUGUUAA
Messenger RNA from Solea senegalensis (Senegalese sole), 2585 nucleotides. It is a transcript of the gene kcng2, whose product is annotated as potassium voltage-gated channel, subfamily G, member 2. The record is from RefSeq and is a predicted model, not a curated record. Gene Ontology annotation, cellular component: membrane; voltage-gated potassium channel complex. The transcript has 3 exons. Lineage: Eukaryota; Metazoa; Chordata; Actinopteri; Pleuronectiformes; Soleidae. Gene Ontology annotation, biological process: protein homooligomerization; potassium ion transmembrane transport. Bases 612 to 2225 code for a protein of 537 amino acids. Gene Ontology annotation, molecular function: voltage-gated potassium channel activity.